CUACUUAAAGGUCGGCUCGAUAUGUAAACUUGGGACCCUCACCACUCUCUCAAGUCUCAACCCUUUGCGUCCUCUGUCCCAGUCCCACAAGCGAGGAUCAUCUGCAAGCCUCAUAAAACAUACCUCAUCUUCCUCAAGCAAGUAUCCAAUUGCAAGCUUUCAUCUUCUUCAAUAAGCACUGAGCCUGUAAAACCUCAAGACUGACCGUGAAAUCCCGAGCAUAAGGGAAAGAAGCCAUGACUUCCAUUUUAUUAAGGCCUUUGAAGAAAGCAAAUACGCUUGCCGUAAGUGGUUGCAGAGCUUUUGCAGCAGCAGGAGGAGGUGGCAAAUCAAAGAAGGGAUCAAAGGGUGGAGGUGCUGAUGCUCCCAAAGCUUCGAUUUUGAGCAAAGAAGUGAAGUCCACAACUGUUUAUGGAGCAAACAUAUGGAAAGAAGGUUCAGAUCCUAAGAUACUGGCUGAUUCUGAAUACCCAGAUUGGCUUUUCCAUCUCCUCGAUAAGCAGCCAACGCUCAGUGAGCUCAGCAGAAAAGAUUCGCAGACUCUUCCAUAUGAAGAGCUCAAGCGAUUCGUCAAGCUUGAUAAUCGCAAGCGCAUAAAGGAGAAUAAUUCUGUGAAAGCUAAGCACUGAGAAAAAUGCUGCUUACAAAGGAAUGGGGUUGAUGAAGCCAUGAAGUUAUUGGAUGACAUUAUGAUGAAGGGAAGCCUGAUUUGGUUAUUGAUAAUGUGUGGUUAACUGGUUUGUAUAAAGAAGGGAGAAUAGAAGGGAUUGAGGUUUUCAUGAACUUGCCACCACAGGGAUUCAGCCCAUAUGUGGUCACAUUUUGUUAAGGAAUUUCUGUUUUGAGGGAAACGGGGAGAGGCUGAGGAGCUUUUGGGUGAAAUGGGUAUUCCACUUGGUUGUGAAAAAAGCUUGACACUUACUUCGGUAAUUCUAGUUUUUUUGUUGGGAAUAUUGUGAUAUUGAUUAAAUGGGAUGUUCCAUUUGAAUCUUAUCGCUUGCAGGCUUGAAUUUGUGAAGCUUUCUCCAUUUAUGCUCGAGUGUAGUUUAACUUGUUACUCCAUUGCACUGUAGAAAUUAUUGCUAAGUAACAUGUGGUUAGUUAUUUUGGUUGUCGAACAUUACAAAAAUAUGGGCGACGAAUCCAAAUAUUUGACUCGAGUUUGGUUAUAUUUUCUCACUAGAAAAUGAAUUAUUUUUUUUCAAAAUUUGAUUGGAUUGAUUUCUUGGUAAACUCGAGGUCAAAGUUUGGCAGUCAAUACCCUAAAUCAUGAAGG
This is a messenger RNA of Amborella trichopoda, 1276 nucleotides long. The record is from RefSeq and is a predicted model, not a curated record. Lineage: Eukaryota; Viridiplantae; Streptophyta; Magnoliopsida; Amborellales; Amborellaceae.